GGAAGUUAUACUCCUCAUGGAACGGGAGUGAAGCCAAAAGUGUCGACGACGAAGUGAAUUAGUGCACUGACCAGCAAAUGAGUUUCACAUCAUACACCAUGCUUGUCGACAGAAUUGGCUUCAUAUGAAUACGUGUAUCCCAUACCCAGUUUAACCCCUAUCUCUAGUCUUCGUGCAUGAACGAUAUGACGUCUAUAUGUCUAUUUCUUGACAACUGCCUUACAUAACCUAAAAAUUGGAGUAUGCAACACAAAGAAAUCAAUAUUUCUUUAGAAUAAUUUAUUAAUUUGUACAAAGUAUUCUUCAUAUCCAUAUUGCUGUAGAGUGAGGAGGUUGCUUUGUAUAUGUAGUAGAUAGUCCUUAGUGGCUCAUUAAUGUAACACCUGAAACUUAUCCUAACAAUAAUGUUUGAUGGUCAUAAAUAGUCUACGCUUUUGAGAACAUGAAGAAUCAGUGGUACAAGUUGUUAGUACCGAAUGGUGAAUUACAAUUAAAAGGGACACUAAAUGGAGGUCAGAGCUUCAGAUGGAAGAAGUAUCUGUGCGAAGAUAAAGACAGUUGGAUAGGUGUUUUUGCAAACAGGCUUUGGAUUCUGAGACAAGAACGUGAUUGCAUAUGUUACAAAGUAUAUGAGAAAAAUUGCACAGAAAAUGAUGAGAAUUUAUAUAAUAAUCUUUUAAGUAAUUAUUUCCAACUGGAAACCAGAUCACAAGAACAUUAUAAUACUUGGUCACAAGUUGACCCAAAUUUUCAGGAAGCUGCAAAGCAAUUUUAUGGCAUAAGGAUCUUAAAGCAAGAUAUUAUCGAGAACAUUUUUUCAUUUAUCUGUUCUUCCAACAAUAAUAUCAGUAGAAUAAGCAGCAUGGUAGAAAAAUUAGCAAAGUUUUACGGGGAAGAAAUCUGCCAACUUGAUGGAGAUACAUAUUAUUCUUUCCCCAAAGUAAAACUGCUAGCAGGAGAAUCAGUGGAGCAGCAACUGAAGAAUAACGGUUUUGGAUAUAGAGCAAAAUACAUAAGUAAAUCAGCUCAGAUAAUUGUACAAAAUGGUGGCGAGCAGUGGCUGGAUGAAUUGAAAAAAAUGUCAUACAAUGACGCGAAGAAAUCACUAAUGACCUUGACCGGCAUCGGAGCAAAAGUGGCGGACUGCAUUUGUCUAAUGUCUCUGGGGCACUUGCAGGCUAUCCCCGUCGAUACGCACAUAUACCAAAUAGCCAAGAAGUUUUACAUGCCAAAUUUGGCUGCCAAUAAGACUGUAACCGAGAAAGUCUACAAUGAAAUUGGUGAUCACUUCCGGAAGUUGUACGGACCACUGGCAGGAUGGGCACAUACUGUGCUGUUUUGUGCGGAUCUUAAGAAGUUUCAGGAUGACAAAAAGAAAAAUGCAAAAGAAAGUGUCUUGGGGGAGCCGAAGAAAAAGAGGAAAAAGCAAUAGGCCGUGCAUCCAAAUAAAUGUUUUGUUUUGCUGAUUUCGAACUUUCUUGUUAUCAAUUAUGGUCCACUUGUAUCAUUAGAAUUGUAGUCGAGAUUUGCAAACAUUUUUUAAAUAUUGAGUUUUAUGCACUGUCGUUACCUACUUUUUCUCUUACCUGGACAUCAAAAUUCAAUAAUCUUGUACAGCAAUCAUAUCUGUUAAUAAUUAUUAACCAUAGGUAUUUAUUCAAGUGACUUCAAGCGGAUCGGCAGAGGUAUUAUGUAAAAAACCUAAAACACGUGAAAAAAUUUGUUCAUAACAAGUGUCAAGUUAACAUCAUGUAGAAAAACCUACGUUAUGUCACAAAAGACCUACGAAAUGUCAAAAACAAACCGACGAAAUGUCACUUUUCAAGAUACGUAAUACUCCUGCCGAACAGCAUUUAGAUAAAUAUUGAUGUUCUAGCACUUUGAGUCAUCUCACCUUAGCACUUAAUCUUAAAACUCUCUACGUCUUUUUCAAAGCGUUUUAUAGUCCGGGAGUUCAUUACAUGCAAGCUCUUGCAGUUGCAAGAUGACUUUGUCUUGUCUGCAACACAAUUGCAGCCAAUCACUUGCAGUUGCAAGACGGCCCUGUUUCCUCAAUUCAAACGAGCAAAGUUACCUAACCAAACGAAUGGAAUAUUCGAUGUCACAUUCCUAACCUAUAAUUUUGGUUUUAUUUUUUUACCCUUCAGAACAUAUGGUUCUAAUAUCCAAAAGCUAGCUUCAAUCACCGACCAUACAUCAAAACUCGAUCAAACGUAAACCCUAUUCCACGAGUAUCCAUUACGUUUUGACGCCUACUGAGGUGAACAGCUGAUCAGCAAGUGACAUCUUUGUAUUAAUCUGAAACGUUGGCAAUAAUGAAUUGGAUGUAAUCUGGUAAAACUUUAACCGUAUUCAGAGCUCUUGUUCAAUAUCUAGAUAUUAUUAGUGCCUGGAAAUUUUGACCGUAACGUUUAGGAAGUACACAUUUUUAUUAGAAAAUUAUUAUAGUUCAUUUGGGAUUUAUUGAUUACGAGGUAAGUCAAUAGAACGGACUGUGUUGUCCUUCCCAUAAGCUGAACUUUACAUAUAAAAAUAUUGACACGUAUUUCUUUUUAAUCAUCCGUCAUCAGUGUAACGUAAUUCAAAUAUGGCUAUUUCAUUGUCCUUUAAAAUCAUAUGAUGUUUCAAGAUAUAGAAAGAACAAAGUCAAAAAUUGUUUUUUAUUCCUACCCGACUUGAAAUAUAGUAUGUAGAC
This is a messenger RNA of Acanthoscelides obtectus, 2695 nucleotides long. The record is from the annotation of a GenBank genome assembly. NCBI's taxonomy places the organism in Eukaryota, Metazoa, Arthropoda, Insecta, Coleoptera, Chrysomelidae.